Molecule: messenger RNA, 2986 nt
Organism: Hipposideros armiger (great roundleaf bat)
Lineage: Eukaryota; Metazoa; Chordata; Mammalia; Chiroptera; Hipposideridae
Gene: IL1RAPL1
Product: interleukin 1 receptor accessory protein like 1
Exons: 10
Coding region: 33-2123 (696 amino acids)
Biological process (GO): signal transduction; negative regulation of exocytosis
Source: RefSeq, a predicted model, not a curated record
UGUUUUAGGGAACAGCCUAUAAGAGCUGGAAGAUGAAAGCUCCGAUUCCGCACUUGAUUCUUCUAUAUGCAACUUUUACUCAGAGUUUGAAGGUUGUGACCAAAAGAGGCUCUGCUGAUGGAUGCACCGAUUGGUCUGUCGAUAUUAAGAAAUAUCAAGUUCUGGUGGGAGAGCCUGUUCGUAUCAAAUGUGCACUGUUUUAUGGCUAUAUCAGAGCAAAUUACUCCGUAGCCCAAAGCGCUGGACUCAGUUUGAUGUGGUACAAAAGCUCUGGUCCUGGAGACUUUGAAGAGCCAAUAGCCUUCGAUGGAAGUAGAAUGAGCAAAGAAGAAGACUCCAUUUGGUUCCGGCCGACGUUACUGCAGGACAGUGGUCUUUAUGCUUGCGUCAUCAGAAACUCCACUUACUGUAUGAAAGUAUCCAUCUCACUGACAGUGGGUGAAAAUGACACUGGACUCUGCUACAAUUCCAAGAUGAAGUACUUUGAUAAAGCUGAACUGAGCAAAAGCAAGGAAAUUUCCUGCCGUGACAUAGAAGAUUUUUUACUACCAACCAGAGAACCUGAAAUCCUAUGGUAUAAGGAAUGUAGGACAAAAACAUGGAGACCAAGUAUUGUAUUCAAAAGAGAUACCCUGCUUAUAAGAGAAGUCAGAGAAGAUGACAUUGGAAAUUAUACGUGUGAGUUAAAAUAUGGAGGCUUUGUUGUGAGAAGAACCACGGAAUUAACUGUUACAGCCCCUCUGACCGAUAAGCCACCCAAGCUUUUGUAUCCUGUGGACAGUAAACUGACAAUUCAGGAGACCCAGCUGGGUGACUCAGCUAAUCUAACCUGCAGAGCUUUCUUCGGGUACAGUGGAGAUGUCAGUCCUUUAAUUUACUGGAUGAAGGGAGAAAAGUUUAUUGAAGAUCUGGAUGAAAAUCGAGUCUGGGAAAGUGACAUUAGAAUUCUCAAGGAGCAUCUUGGGGAACAGGAAGUUUCCAUCUCAUUAAUUGUGGACUCUGUACAAGAAGGUGACUUGGGAAAUUACUCCUGUUAUGUCGAAAAUGGAAAUGGACGUCGGCAUGCCAGCAUUCUCCUUCACAAACGUGAGCUGAUGUACACAGUUGAACUUGCUGGAGGGCUUGGUGCGAUCCUUUUGCUGCUUGUUUGUUUGGUGACCAUCUACAAGUGUUACAAAAUAGAAAUCAUGCUCUUCUACAGGAAUCAUUUUGGUGCUGAGGAGCUGGAUGGAGACAAUAAAGAUUAUGAUGCAUACUUAUCAUACACCAAAGUGGAUCCUGACCAAUGGAAUCAAGAGACUGGGGAAGAAGAACGCUUUGCUCUAGAAAUCCUACCUGAUAUGCUUGAAAAGCACUAUGGAUAUAAGUUGUUUAUACCAGAUAGAGAUUUAAUCCCAACUGGAACAUACAUUGAAGAUGUAGCAAGGUGUGUAGAUCAAAGCAAGCGGCUGAUUAUUGUCAUGACCCCAAAUUAUGUAGUCAGAAGGGGCUGGAGCAUCUUUGAGCUGGAGACCAGACUUCGCAACAUGCUUGUGACUGGAGAAAUUAAAGUGAUAUUAAUUGAAUGCAGUGAACUCCGAGGAAUUAUGAACUACCAAGAGGUGGAGGCCCUCAAGCACACCAUCAAGCUCCUGACGGUUAUUAAAUGGCAUGGACCAAAAUGCAACAAGUUGAACUCUAAGUUCUGGAAACGUUUACAAUAUGAAAUGCCUUUUAAGAGGAUAGAACCCAUUACACACGAGCAGGCUUUAGAUGUUAGCGAGCAGGGGCCUUUUGGGGAGCUGCAGACUGUCUCGGCCAUUUCCAUGGCUGCGGCCACCUCCACAGCUCUAGCCACUGCCCAUCCUGAUCUCCGUUCCACCUUUCACAACACGUACCAUUCACAAAUGCGUCAGAAACACUACUACCGAAGCUAUGAGUAUGACGUACCUCCUACCGGCACCCUGCCUCUUACCUCCAUAGGAAAUCAGCAUACCUACUGUAACAUCCCUAUGACACUCAUCAAUGGGCAGCGGCCACAGACAAAAUCUAGCAGGGAGCAGAAUCCAGAUGAGGCCCACACAAACAGUGCCAUCCUGCCGCUGUUGCCAAGGGAGACCAGUAUAUCCAGUGUGAUUUGGUGACAGAAAAGCAAGGGACACCCAGUCCCGGGAGCUUGAGUAGAGUCUGCAGUCCAGUGCCUGGAACUAAAUCCUCGACUGCUGCUGUUAAAAACAUGCAUUACAAUCUCUAGAACACGAGGAAAAACAGGGUCUUGUACAUAUGUUUUUUGCAAUUUCUUUGUAGCAUCAGUGUUCCUGUUUUACCAUGUCUCUUAUCCAUUACAUUUUUUUGACUUUGUUUUAUAUGUCAUUGGAAUUUGUAAAUUUACAUUUUUUUAAAGAAGAGACUUAUGUAUAGAUAGAAAACCCUUUUUUGCUUCAUGAGUUUAGUUUUAGAAUGGGUUUUAUUUCCUUUUCUUGAUUUUGUUUUGCUUUUAACAUUUCCUUGGGGUGCUUGGACAAAUCUAUCCAAUGGGACAAGGAGCACCGGAUCCUCUCUUGGGUUCUGCCUAGGAUCAGCAGGGCCAUGUGGGCCUUCAGAGAGCAGUGCAACGAAUGCCAGCAUUGCCAUUUGGGGGAAAAAAAAAGAUGAGAACACUUGUUCAUAGGAGGGCCCUGCCAUUCAGAGCCCUGAAAAUCUUCCUUGUCCCGCCUCAUUCCCCACCUCUACCCUUCUAAUGGCGGCAUGAUGUGUAAACUCUGAUGAGGGGUGGGGGUAGGUCUAACUGUCUUAACAUUUAAUUCACUGCUCGUCAGAAUACACUCCAGACCCAAAAGUGUGCUAGUCACUUGACUGUGACUACUACAGAAUGCUAAGAAGAGAAGAUCAAGGGUAUGAAAAUGGGGGAGAGAGUGUUGUUUCCAUUUUUUAAAUGAGUUGAUGUACCCUUAUAUAAAUAUAUAUAAAUAUAUAUAUAUAUAUAUAAACAUACAACAAAACAAAA